AUGAAUGAAAUUCGUAAAUUAAUACCAGCUACAAAUGAUUGGUCUGACACUACAUUACUUUUUGUAUUUCUAAUAUUUAUAUCAAUUAUAAUAUUUUUUAUAUAUUUAGUUAUAUUUUUUAUCUGUUCAAUAUUUAAUAAUUCAUCAUCUAUAAAUGAUAAUGAAAUUGAUCAAUUACGUAGAAAAAAAAAUCGUAUGAGGAAAGCUUUUAGUAAUUCAAUAUUAAGACGUGAUGUUAUUGUUGAAAUGGAUGGAAAUAAACCAAUUUGUUCUAAGGAAUUUUAUACAUGUACUACAUAUAAACCAAUAGUACAAACAGAUGAAAAUAUUUUUUCACAAUCACUUAUAGAAGAAAAUUAA
Molecule: messenger RNA, 360 nt
Organism: Strongyloides ratti
Lineage: Eukaryota; Metazoa; Nematoda; Chromadorea; Rhabditida; Strongyloididae
Exons: 1
Coding region: 1-360 (119 amino acids)
Source: RefSeq, a predicted model, not a curated record